AGGAUCUGUAGAAACAAUGGCCGCCGUUGCAUGCAUAAACAAAACACUUUCUUAUCAAGAUUAAUCACCUGACAAUGUGCGUUGAUGUCAUGUGCCAUGCAUUGUCCUAACAGUGCAGACCCAGAAGAUCAUGAUGUGUCUAUUUCUGAAACAUCCAGAUCUGACACAUUACCGGGUGGACGUAGAAUCAAGGUUGUCAUGGAUAUCCGUGACAUUAUGGGAGAACCAACAUCUGGUGAAUGUAGCUCCUUUUUCAAAAAGGGCCUUAUCCAAGACAACCAACUUAAGCAGUGUCUUUCACUCUCUGAUUACAGUGCAGACCCAGAAGAUCAUGAUGUGUCUAUUUCUGAAACAUCCAGAUCUGACACAUUACCAGGGUGGACGUAGAAUCGAGGUUGUCAUGGAUAUCAGUGACAUUAUGGGAGAACCAACAUCUGGUGAAUAUAGCUCCUGCACUUUGCCAUUCAAUUUGCUGCAUUCACAGAGGGAAAAGCUGUUCGAACAUGCAGACCAACUGAAUGAAAAUGAUAGCUCGGAUGUUGAUAAAGUGUUUGCUACGCAAAACAAGAACAGCAUACCACUACCUCCAAUACAAGCUUUUGUUGAGGGGGUGCAUGAAGGAUUCAUUGAUUUACCUGAUGCAUCGCAAUCAGAUCUCAAUAUGGAAAUCACACAUGUUUGCUCUUCCAUGCAAGAAAAACUGCCUAACACAGAAACUGAAUUACAUGUUUGUCAAAGUGUAAAUACAGAAAAUGUUCCUGUUUGUCUUUCUCUUUUGCAAGACAAAGUAAAUAAUUCAGUAGCUGAAAUAUGUCCAGACAUUGGAAUAGAGCUCAAACCUUUGUGCCUUUCUUUAACACAAGAAAGAUCAAUUAAUAAAAGUGCUGAAAUAUAUUCAGACAUUAAAACAGAUAUUGUACAUAUGUGUCAUUCCCCUGUGCAUAAUCCAUCUGACUUGACCAAACAAGUCAAACCUAAAAACAAAAAUGCAAGCUUUUCUUCUUUUUCAGAAGAAUUAACUUACGCACAUGCUUAUGAAAAUGUAGAGCUCAAAACGGAUGAUGUAGAACCCUUAUGCAUUUGCCCGUCGCAUGAUGAUUCUUUCAAUGCAACAACAGAGGAACUGGUAUAUCUGAAUGUCAUUGAACCUGUGUGCAUUUCCCCAAAAUCAAGAGAACUGACAGUGAUAGAGGAUGAUGGCUUGAAGAUGUCACUGGUACAUUGUGAAUGUCCUCCGAGCAACCGGAAAGCAAUACCAGCCAACCAAGUGUUCCAAAUCGAUGGAGAGCUCUUCUAUAUUCCAUCAGCCAAACUCUUGAACAUCGGUAGCCUGCAGAUUUAUGGAUAUGAGAAAGGAGGGAGCUGGUAUGUUCCAAUGGCUCUGUUGAACAGAAUUCUUGAAGCUGAUGUUCAGGAGCUAUUUACUCAAGUUGCCAUAAGUAGCUGCUUUAGUUUGAUAUUCCAACGAAUGGGUAAAAAUGAAAUAGAUUUUUUGAAACAGAAAUGUUCUUUUGAUGACACAGUUGAAAGUGGAUAUUUAAUAAGUACAUCAGAUUUGCAGUAUAUUUGUUCUGCCAUCGCAGAUGAACUUUAUGAUAAUGUGAUACAGACACUUGCAUAUGGUAAUCUGUGUGAAAAUAAAUUACAGGAAAAUUCUAUGUGCUCAAGUUGUGGUUUAACUAUUAAAAAUUCUGGUGCAUCAGGGUCCUUUUCUUUGAGUGGAGGAAGUAAUGACUGUCUUCAGAGUAAUGCCAAAAAGACAAGUGAAAUCAAAGAUGUAGGUGAUAGCACUGUUAAUGAAAAAGAAAAUGUGGACUACAAUGCUAAAGCAGAGAAUGAGUAUGAAUCAGAGUUUGACAUGGGAAGGAAAGCGUUUAGAACACGUCUUAAAAUGCUACAGAAUACCAUAGAAACAGGAUACAAGCAAAGAAUUAAACAGAGCAAAUCAAAUCUUAAUUAUGUAAUCAAUAAAGCAAAAAGUCACAAGAAACAGAGGGAUUCAAUUGCAGAAAUUGUUCUUGCUGUUGGAGAUUACAUUGUUAAAGACAUCACAGUAUUUAAAAACAGAAUGAAGACCAAUAAGGUUGUGUUGACAAAUUCCAAGCAAUGCAAGAUGGAAGAAAUUGAUUUUGAAGGCAAAUCAUUGAAAGAAAAAGAGAGAUCAGAUCGCAAAGAUCCAGUCUUUGAUCCUGAACUUGAAACAAAGAUGGCAGCAAAUCAUUUAGAAAAAAUCGCAGAGGCGUUUGACAGCUAUGACUGGAGAGCAGCAGAGUUUCAGGAACCGAUAUACUUGAACAUGGAUGAUGAUCAAGGAUGCUUUUACAAAUAUGACAUGCUGACUGAUGAACACUUAGUUGAAAUUGUCAACUCUGCAGCAAUGGAAGCUGACAGAACAUAUCAGAAUGGAAAGAGUGUACACAUUGAUGUUGACAAAGAUCAAUUAGAAGGGGGCUCUGUUUCUACAGACAACAAAGACGAUUUAAGUUUAAACAUGAACAACUCAGGAGAUGGUUGGAAUGAUGAAUUGUGUAAAGAAACAAAGAUAGAUAUGCCACAUGAAAAGGGUGAUUCCUUGAAUGCUGUGCCUUAUAAUAAUCUUUAUUCUGGUCAUGUCAAGGAGGUAAAUGACCAUGUUGGACCAAUUGUUGAUAAACCUCAGAUGAAUUCUGAUUGUAGACAUGAAAUUAAAAUGAAAAAUGGCAUUAUUCAAUCUUCAUCAAAUAUAAAGAAAAGAGUGAUGAGGAAUGGUGGUUUGAAAGAAAAUAUUCAAAAGAAAAGCAAAAUGACAACUAAGCAACAUCUAAAUGGUUGCAAACUUUUAAACACAGAACUGACAAAAGAAAAUUCCAAAUGUGAGAACAGCGUAAUAUCUGAACGGUCUAUAGAUGUUUCUGAGGCUGAAAAUGGUAGGACAAACAUGCCUGGGCAAAUACAUGUUACAAAAAAGGAAGACAUGGAGCCCCAAGUUAAGGCUGAAGAGUACCCAAGGCAGGUUGUGUCAAGUCAACAUGGGUUGACACAAAAGAAAGAAAUGGAAGAAAAUAUAAGGAAGUUUGUGAAAUUCUCAUGUAAUUUGACAUUGGAAGGCAAUAUUAAGAGCAAGGUAGAGGGAUUUGUUCCUGGGGCAGAACAGGUGUUUCCAGCCUUGUUUUCUCCUGAUCCCAAUCAUUUGAUGGCAAGAUAUCUUCGCAAAAGAUUCUGCUUCGCAGCAGAGGAAUUUAUGGACCAUUUACUUAAACAGAAUCAUGUCAGGGAAAGCCUUCCUCAGGGCAACCAUGUAUUAUCUGAAACUUUGCAAGAGAAGAGAAACUGCUCAGAUGUUCAGCCAAAAUCACUGUAUUCACAACAUAUUCCAAACCACUGUAUCAAAGAGACUUCAUCUAUCGUUUCACAAGAGUCUCCUUUAAAAGAAAACAGUAUAUGUUCAAGUAUACAAAAGACUUCUCCAGACAGACAAGCUGUGCCGAACGUAACCUAUUCCUCCAGCAUUAUGUGUUCCACAAACACUGAUUGCCCAACACUGAAGUUGGUUUUGAGACCUCAGGUGCCGAAAAUGUUAAUAAAAAAGAAUCCCAAAACAUGUGAUUUUAAUGCAAUACCACUUGACAGGGUAGAUGCUGAAGUAUUGCCUUUCAACACAUAUGCUAGAUGUCAGUCUUCACAAUCAAAUGAGGUCAAAGUUUUUGAUUCAAAAAUGAGUCAGAAAAACGAAAUAAGCAGUUCUAUAAAGGAAAAGCUGGUGGAACUCAGAAAUUACAGCAAGAGCAGAUGCGAUCAGAGUGUUUCAGAGAGCGCUAAUACAAAUUUUGAAGACUGUACAGAGGAACAAACUAGCAUCAGUGAUAAUCCUAAACAUGAUUUUGAAGCUUUAGUUACUGUAGCUGAUGGUAAAAGUGCUGUAUCUGGUGUUGAAAAUGAUGAUAAUGGCAUCGACUCUUGCAUUGUAGUGGAAAGAAGAGAGAGACGAAAACAUAUUAUCCUCAAGUUCAAACGUUCCACUUCCUUGCAGCUAGAUGUGAACAAUAAUGGUGUCACAACCAACAGUACUGUAGCUGUUCAACCCAACCCUGUGCAGGUUGAAUCGGCUGGAAGUGAAGAGGGAAUCACACAAUCUGAUCGAACAGGUCACGUUGUCAAGACAAGUUUGUCUGUCAAUGGAGGUGACAAUCAAAAGCAGUUAUUAUCAAAAACCUUAGUUAGAAGAAAAAGGACAAAAAGUGAAAAUAGCUGCGGAAUAAAAAUGAAAUUCCGUAGAUUAAGUGAAGAAAAGGUUUUCUCUUCAGAGUUUGUUACUCAGUUAUCCAAUGCGGAGCUUGCAAUUUCUGAUAAACAAACCAAAGGGAAAGAACUUAAAGAUAAAGUGGAAGAAAUCCAGUCAGUAGUUACCUGCCCAAAACAAAUGUGGGAUUUGGAUGUGUUUAAAUGUUUUGUUCGAUUGCAACGAGUGUGCAUUCCAGGAUGCAAUUUUUCUUUCUUUGUUUGAAAUUACAGUUUUUGCUAGUUUUUGUAAUAAAAUAAACCUCAUCAUAAAAGUUUCCUGGGGGUAUUAAAUGAUUUUUUUACAGUUGUUUCAAGGCACGGGCAUAAUAUUAUUGUUACUUGUCGAAUAAAAUAUAUACUCCUCACUAUGUUUAUAUGUUCUAUAUUUAUAUUUAAGUGUUUUGUUGUUUUACAUAUUUUAGUUAUAUUGUAUGAGUUGCGUGAUGUGAACAUUGGCCUUAUGUCAUAUGGGGUAACUCACCUCAAGAAGAGGCUCUUAAUUCGAUUAGUGUUGUCAGGAUCGACCUUGUUAGCUAGUAAGGCCACGAAAACUUACUUGACUUUCUAGUAGACUGGGUAGGUCCUGACCAGACUGCUUGUAUGUGCAAGCUGGUCUUAAGCUAACCUCGUCAAAUGUGGCAUUAGACAAUGACAAUGCUCAUAUAGUGCUAUAAAUCAAUGUGUAGUCCUUAUACCUUGUUACAACUUAUUUUGUUUUAAGACCAGUAGAGUAUUUUAAUAUUGUCAUUGGUAUAUUGAAGGACAAAGCCGCCUCUAAUAAAAAUAGAAAAACAAUCAUUUGUUUUAUGUUUUAACUGUUAUAUAUGUAAUUAUUUCAGGAAAUAAGUCAUGUUCUUGAAUUUUUAGUUCAAAAACGGAAUUCAGUUAAAUAAAGCCUUUAUGUGUAUGGCUUGUGACUUCAUUGAUUGUUCAAACUAUUAAUUUUUAUAAAUCCCCCCCCCCCCCCUCGAAGAAGAGGGGGUAUAUUGUGUUGCACAUGUUGGUCGGUCCGUCCGUCGGUCGGUCCGUCCACCAGAUGGUUUCCGGAUGAUAACUCAAGAACGUUAGGCCUAGGAUCAUGAAACUUCAUAGGUACAUUGAUCAUGACUGGCAGAUGACCCCUAUUAAUUUUCAGAUCACUAGGUCAAAGGUCAAGGUCACAGUGACUCGAAAUAGUAAAAUGGUUUCCGGAUGAUAACUCGAGCAUGCUUAUGCCUAGAAUCAUGAAACUUCUUUAGGUACAUUGAUCAUGACCGGCAGAUGACCCCUAUCGAUUUUCAGGUCACUAGGUCAAAGGUCAAGGUCAAAGUGACGCGAAAUUGUAAAAUGGUUUCCGGAUGAUGACUCAAGAAUGCUUACGCCUAGGAUCAUGAAACUUCAUAUGUACAUUGAUCAUGACCGGCAGAUGACCCCUAUUGAUUGUCAGAUCACUAGGUCAAAGGUCAAUUUCACAGUGACUCGAAACAGUAAAAUGGUUUCCGGAUGAUAACUCUAGAAUGCAGAUGACCCCUGUUAAUUUUCAGGUCAAAGGUCAAGUUCAUAGUGACUCGAAACAGUAAAAUGGUUUCCUGAUGAUAACUCAAGAAUAAUUAGGCAUAGGAUCAUGAAACUUCAUUGGUACAUUGAUCAUGACUAGCAGAUGACUCCUAUUGAUUUUCAGAUCACUAGGUCAAAGGUCAAGGUCACAGUGACAAAAAAGUAUUCACACAAUGGCUGCCACUACAACUGACAGCCCAUAUGUGGGCAACCCGUUUCCUUUGCGAUAUUUUGUAAAAUCGUUAUUUUGCUUGUACCUCUUAUUUUAAUGUUAUAUGUAUAUGAUCUCAUAUGCUAAUGAUAUUGUUUAUAAGAACUUUUUAUUACAUUUCUUUUAAUGCUCAUGUCUUUUUCAUAUCAUUUAUUUAUUUCACAACACAUUCAAUUCCCAGUUUUGAUAAUUAGUUUAUUUUCAUGUUAAAAAUUAUAUUCAUUUCACAUAAACUAUUGUUUACUUUUCUUUCAGGGAAUUUAAUUGAAAAAAUAGUGCUGUUAUAUUGCUUCAUUAAAUACAAAAUUGAAUUAUCUAGUGUGUGAUUUUUAUGUGCAUUUAUGUAGUUAUUUAUUUGAGAAAUAAUGUUUUGAUUGAUAUACAUCUUAUCUUUGUCGUCUUAAUGUUGCUUGGAUGGCAGAAAUGAUAUAAAGAUAUCUGAAGUAAACUAAUAUAAAUUAUUUUAGAAGAAUUAAUGAUAAUAGAUACGAAAUAGACUCAAGCACUUAGGACAAUCCAAUAUACAUUCAUAAACUGAAAUCAGCGUUAAAUCUCUGUUAAAAACUGUUAAAUAGUUGUUCAAUUAUUUGCAAUACAGACUUUGUCAAGUCUCUAUAUAUAUAUAUUAAUUUAGCAAAAGACUACACUUUAAAAAAACAUUCUUUUUAAUUUUAACUUAGAAAGAAAAAAGAAAAAAACAUUAUUUCACUUAGAUGUAUUGCAAUAUUUGCAUUUUUUCAUGUUGAAGAUAACAAACUUUAGCUGUAUGUGUUCUAAUUAUAUGCCAAUACCUCUUAAGUCUAAGUUUAAUACGCAUGUUCUUUUUAUAGACCAUAACAUCUUAAGUUUCAGUUUAACAAACUUGUUCUAUAUAUAAGCCAUAACCUCUUUAGUUGCAGUUAAACACACAUUUUCUUCUUAUAGGCCAUAAACUCUUAAGUUUCAGUUUAAUACAUAUGUUCUAUAUAUAGACCAUAACCUUUAAGUCUCAGUUUUACGCUUAUUAAUAUUGCUUUUUUUAAGAUAUGUUGAGAUUGGAUUAGUUCAACAUCUGCAUUUUUUGUGCCAUUAUUUGUUUGCCAUGUAUUUUGUUUCUUUAGUUAGGUUUUGUUUUUGUUGUGUCAUGAUCUUGAGAGUGAUAAUUAUAGUCCUUUGUUAAACAGUGUGUCAUUUUAAUAUGUAGCACUUUCCUCAUUAAUAUCAAGGGUAGUUGUUUAUGUUGUGUCAUGUUCUGCAGUGUGCUAAUCCUUUGUGUAACAGUGUCUCAUUACAUUAUGUAGCAGUUGCCACUUUCAUGUUAAGUUUUUUUUGUUUCUGGUGUGCCAUGUUCUGCUAGUCCUUUUUGUACCAGUGUGUCAUUGCCUUAUGUGUCAGUUUCCACUUUCAUGUCAAGGGGUGUUGUUUUUGUUGCUCAAUAUUCUGCAAGGUGAUUUAUAGGUCUUUUUAUAACAUUGUGUCAUACAUUAUAUAACAGUUUCCAUCUUAAUGCCAAAGACUGUUGUUUUUGUUUUGCAGGGAAACUGUAUCGUUACAUUAAUUUAUGUGGCUGUAUCCAAUUUAAUGACAAGGUGGGAAAUCAGGUUUAAAAGUUUGUGCUGCUGUUUAUUUUCAAUGAUUAUUAGAAUACCAAAUAAAAUCAAGGGAGCUAUCCAAUAGAUAAUAAUAAUUCCUGUAUUUGGUUUUCUCAAAGUUCUCAACAUGUCAAACAAACAUAUAGAAACCAACGUUUCAUAUAAUGUCAUUACUCCAUUGAAAAAUACUAAAACUUGAUAUAAACUUUGCAAAAAAGCCAUGUGUACCAACUUAAUUUUGUGUAUUACAUUGAGUCCAGUUUUCUAGCCAUUACAGUUUAAUGCAUUCUUAGCAAAUUAACUGUUUGUAAUAAAAAGUAAGCUGCUAAAUUACAAAAUAUGGAGAACAUUAAUGAUUUUAGAAAUGUAUACCUGUCUGAGGAACAUAUGACUUAUAUCAGUAUAGAUGAGAUAAGUCAUGUUACCUGCAUGCGCAGUGUUAUCAUAUAUUCCGUUCAUUUACGUUAUAUUCCAAUUCUGUUCAAUUUCGAUUUUCGAUUGCACAUUAAUAUCCAUGAACUGUUUAUGCCUGUUUAUUCUGCUAAAGUGAACUUAAGUAUUUUGUUUGUGGUAAUCAGCUUUAUAUUAUGAUAUUAUUUGCUAAUUUAUAGAAAAGAAUAGUAUUUUAGAUUUGACAUGCAGUGGUAGUACAAUUAUUUUUACUCACUUUGGUAGAUGCAAUUAAAUUUCUCAGAGCAAUAAUUAUUUUAAACCAUUUUGGUAGUUUUGCAAAUCCAUCUAGUUCCAUAGAAGUAUGUGGUGUUGCUAACGGAAUACUAAUAAUGCGUUACUUAGAUAGACUGUUUGGGUGAUAUGUAAAUACAUUUCGUUUGCUGUGAUGUUACUAUACAAGUUCUAUAUAAACUUACAAUGAUGCAGCUCUUUGUGUUGUUUGUAACAAAACAUAAUUAGUUUGAGCAGAAGUAAUUGAUUAUAUAAUAGGUUCGAAAAGAGCUACCCUUUUUGUAAUAGAGUCAAUACACAUAUGUGUCAUAGAGCAUUACUAUAACCUAACUAUUUUGCUUAUCUAUUUUAUCAUGAUUUUUUAUUUUUGUAUCAACGGAAACAAAUUUGUAAUCACUAUGUUUUAUGUACGAGUAUUUCCAAAAAAAUACCAUUUUUCAAUUGCCAAUAAUUAUGUACCAAGAGAAUUCGAAUGUGUCUAUAAAUCAUAAUAAUAAUGUCAAUUGUAAUAUUUGCCAAUCUUAACGCCAUUCCGCGAUUUACACACUUGCCAUUGUGUGGAAUAUUUAAACCGUAGCUGCAUGGACUAGAAUUUGUUGAUGUGCCAUGAUAUCUCGACCUUGCCUUAUUGUCAUAUACAUUUUUUAUCCAUGACCAAAAGUCAAUGCUACUGCACAUUUAUAGGUUAUUCAAUGUUUAAAUAAAUGUUUUAUGUAAACGUUUCAAACAGUGUUGUUGUUUUUAUAUGUUCUGAACAAUAAAUUCGUCCAAUUUGA
Molecule: messenger RNA, 9038 nt
Organism: Dreissena polymorpha
Lineage: Eukaryota; Metazoa; Mollusca; Bivalvia; Myida; Dreissenidae
Exons: 3
Coding region: 131-4483 (1450 amino acids)
Source: RefSeq, a predicted model, not a curated record